UGUGAUAAUCGAUUCAUCGAUGAUUCGAAGUAUCGAACGUUGUGUUACGCACAAGUUUGGUUAAAGUGCGUAGCCUUCAUGGACGUAAACUUUCCGUUUUCUGUGUAAAUAAUUCACAAUCGAUAUAAUUAUUAAUUUUAUCUGUGUUGUAUAGUUGAAAUUUUGCGCAAAUUAAUAAUGGUUAAUUCCUCAGGUCACAAUUACAUAGAUUUUAUUAUUUCAGAUUGGAUUUUAUGUUAGUUUGGAGUAACAGUGUUGCAAACAAUUUGUGAGGUGUUUUGUUCUGUGACUUUCAUAAUGCAGAAAAACUAGCAACCCUAACAAAGAAGAAUGAUACAUAGAAACUUUCUACUACAAUGGAUUUUGGUGGUGAUAUUCACAGUCACUGUUAUUUAUUUGAAAUUUAAAUUAAAUUUUUUGGAGGAUCACUACAAAUUAUUACGUACGCGUGAUUAUAGAGAAUACAAUGCCGUCGCACAAGACCAAAAGAGUAUUCAAAGUGGACUUGAAAGCAACCAACGAUCUCAUAAAUCGUCAGCUUUUGAUGAUAUCGUUAUAAUCUACAACAGGGUACCCAAGACAGCUUCAACCAGUUUCGUAGGUUUAGUCUAUGAUCUGUGUAAACAAAAUAAAUAUCAUGUUCUACACAUUAACGUUACCAACAAUAUGCAUACUCUUACUCUUCCUAAUCAGAUACAAUUUGCAAAUAAUAUAAGUGAAUGGACUGUGAAGAAACCAGCAUUUUAUCACGGUCAUGUGGCAUUUUUAAACUUUGAAAAGUUUGGAAUAAGACAAAUGCCCUUAUAUAUAAAUCUUCUGCGGAAACCUUUAGAUAGGUUCGUUUCUUAUUAUUAUUUUUUAAGAUAUGGAGAUAAUUUUAGGCCGCAUUUAAUUAGAAAAAAGCAUGGAGAUACAAAGACAUUUGAUGAUUGUAUCGAUGCUGGUCAACCAGAUUGUGAUCCAAAUAAUAUGUGGUUACAAAUACCUUUCUUAUGUGGCCAUGAUCCUGCAUGUUGGGAAAUUGGAAAUAGUUGGGCAUUGGAAGAAGCAAAGAGAAAUUUACAAAAGCACUAUCUCCUCGUUGGAGUGACAGAGGAAUUAACAGAAUUUAUUGAAAUUUUACAAAUCGUGCUUCCACGUUUCUUUAAAGGAGCUUCUAAUUCUUUUUUACACAAUAAUAAAUCACAUUUGCGUCAGACUACGCAAAAGAUUAAUCCACGACCCGAAACAGUGGAGAAAAUACAAAAAUCUGUUGUUUGGAAGAUGGAAAACGAAUUGUAUAAUUUCGCUUUAACACAUUUUCAUGCAGUAAAGAAACGUCUUAUAAAUGCUUCUCCUCAAGAUGCAAAUCAACAUUUUAUGUAUGAAAAAAUACGACCGAAAUAAAUUUAUAAAUACUUUUA
Molecule: messenger RNA, 1403 nt
Organism: Nomia melanderi (Alkali bee)
Lineage: Eukaryota; Metazoa; Arthropoda; Insecta; Hymenoptera; Halictidae
Source: RefSeq, a predicted model, not a curated record